Messenger RNA from Archocentrus centrarchus (flier cichlid), 2835 nucleotides. It is a transcript of the gene anapc5, whose product is annotated as anaphase promoting complex subunit 5. Gene Ontology annotation, molecular function: protein binding. NCBI's taxonomy places the organism in Eukaryota, Metazoa, Chordata, Actinopteri, Cichliformes, Cichlidae. Gene Ontology annotation, cellular component: anaphase-promoting complex. The coding region runs from base 323 to 2638 and encodes 771 amino acids. The transcript is spliced from 17 exons. The record is from RefSeq and is a predicted model, not a curated record. Gene Ontology annotation, biological process: positive regulation of mitotic metaphase/anaphase transition; protein K11-linked ubiquitination; anaphase-promoting complex-dependent catabolic process.
AAGGAGGGCGGUUUGAAAGCAAAGAGGGAAAAUGUUUUAACAUGUUUAAAAUACGCCAAAUUUAUUCACAAGAUUGACACAUUUCCGUGCUGUCAUUAAGACGCUUCAGCUGCGGGUUAGCCGAGCAUAGGCGCUAAUGUAUUUUUUUACUUUUUAAACGGCUUAUCUAGUUUUGAAUUAACUUGGUGUGCCAGGUUGCUGCUAACUAGCUAGCUGCUGCCUCCGCUGCAGCUGCUAUUUUGCAGCUGCUGGCUGUCGUUUACUUUACUCUCUGUUAAAUGUUGACCCAGCGCGCUUUAGCGUGGAUGGAAACGCGCUGAAGAUGGCGAGUGUGCACGAAAGUUUGUAUUUCAAUCCUAUGAUGACGAACGGAGUGGUCCAUGCUAACGUAUUUGGCAUUAAAGACUGGGUGACUCCGUAUAAAAUCUCCGUGCUGGCGCUGCUGCAUGAAAUGACUGCCUCCAAGAUAACGCUGCCAGAGAGAAGGCGACUUAACAAGCUCAUUUUACCCCUGCAGCAGGGUCCAGACCUAACUCUUGGCCAGUUCCUCAAGACUGUGGAGGAGCGUUGCCCUCAGACUGCAUAUGCUGUCAAACUGAGGCUACAUGAAAUGGCAGAUGGAGAGCUGAAAGACAUGGAGUACUUCUUUUCUACUCUUCCCACUCCUUUCACAGCUUUUGAUACUGAAGCUUAUAAAACCAGUGUAGUAGGUCUUUUUAUGAGACACAUGCUUCUGGCCUACAACAAGCUAUCUUUCAGUCAAGUUUACAAGCUGUACAAGUCCCUGCAGCACUACUACCACAGUCACUAUGCCAAGCCUGUGGAUGGCCAGGUGCCAGCCUUGGUCGCAGACGACUCAGAGAUGGACCUCACCAGCAUUGACGAUACUGUAGGUGACAGAGUGGACAAGGAGGAGAUGGACACCGCACUGCACGAGUCAGAGCUUCAAAGUGACAAUACUCCAAGCAGAGGUCCCCUCUCACAAAAACAAGCAGAGUACUUUCUUGCAAGACAGGCAUAUCUACUAAAGAAUGAUGAAAAUAAAGCCCUGAAACCCGCUGCUCUGCAGGAAGAGCUCAACAACAUGCUGAAAUUUAACCCUGAUUUUGCUGAAGCGCAUUAUCUCAACUACUUGAACAGCAUGAGAGUUCAGGAUAUCUUCCUGUCAGCCCACAGUCUCUUACAUUAUUUUGAUCGCCUCAUCUUGUCUGGAAAUGAUGGAAAGAGCAAUGGGGACGAGGGCUAUGGUCGAAGUCUCCGCUACGCUGCUCUUAACUUGGCAAGCUUGCACUGUCGCUUCGGCCAUUAUCAACAGGCAGAUCUGGCUCUACAGGAGGCUAUCCGGAUUGCCCAGGAGUCCAAUGAUCAUGUGUGCUUGCAGCACUGUCUGAGUUGGCUCUACACACUGGAACAGAUGAAGGGUUCUGACAGCACUGUGCUAACUGAGGAUUCGGUGAAAAUGGCUGCCCAUUUCUGCCUGCCGUACUUGGCAUCUCUGGGCAUUCAGUCAUUGGUCCAGCAGGGGGCGACACAGGGUAAAACAGCACACAAACUGAUGGAUGCACUGAAGGACACAGACAUUCUUCACUGGAAGCACAGUCUGUCGGAGCUGAUCGAGAUCAGCCUGGCUCAGACUACGUCCAUAUGGAGGAUGUACGGAAAGAGCACGAUGUCUCUGCAGCAGGCCCAGCUGCUUCUCAACAUGAGCAGUCUUGAGCCAGUUAACUUCGGAGUCCAACAGAACAACACAGAGGCCUUCGCUGUGGUUCUCUGUCACCUGGCCGAGCUGCACGCUGAGCAGGGCCUCUACGGGGCUGUUUCAGAGAUUAUUCAGCAUUUGAAAGAACAGUUUCCUCCUCACACACAGCAUGCCAAGCUCUGGAUGCUUUGUGAUCUGAAAAUCCAGUUUGAGAGACACAUGAAUGAAGGGAAAUACCAUUUAGCAGAGCCUCUAGUCACAGCUAUCGCUGCCUUAAACCAAACGGAAGGUCUUUACAGGAAAGCUCAGGUUUUGAAGGCUCUCAAUCGCAGCACUGAAGCGUAUCACAUUUUACAGCAGCUGCAGGCUCGCUGUGAGAAGAUUAAAUGUACAGAGAUGGUUAUCAGAGUGAUGCUGUCCACCGCUGAGCUCCAUUGGGAGUCGUCUGGCUUCUCCACAGCUCUUCCUGUCCUCCUGCAGGCCUUGGCUCUGGCUAGACAGCACCAUCUCCAAUCCUUGGCCUCAGAAACCAUCCUUCACCUGGCCUUCACUCAGCUGAUGUUGGGGGUUCCUGAGCAGGCUCUGUAUGUGCUGCAUGAAGCUAUCGAACCUAUUCUGGCCCACAGAGCAGUCAUGGACAAAGGUCGCGCCAUGCUGCUGGCAGCUCGCUGUCAGAUGGCGGUGGCUGGGUUCAGGCCAAACAGACAAGGGCAAGCAGAUUUGCGUUUGGCGGCUUCAGCUCUUGACACUCUAAACGAGGCCGCCACCUAUUUCACCCAGCUGAACUGUAAAGAGCGGCUGCGGGACGUCCGCUAUCUGCAGGCUCAGCUCCACCACUCUCUGGGACAAACCUUGGAGUGCAACAAAACUGCCAUGCUCUUCCGGCUGCUGGACCAGGAGCUGCAAUCACCGGCACCGCCCGUCUCCAUGCGACUCUAAACUGCUCCCCCUUUCACCACAAACGGAAUAACUGCAAUUCACCACUAGAUGGUGGUGAGGCUCUUUCCUGUGUUCUCCUAGCACUAAAACAUUUCAUUUGACUGUUUUGAACCAGAGGUGUUUGUGAAACCUUUCACACGGAGUAGCAGGAUGGUAACUACAUGUAACAUGACACCAGCCAUGAAUAAAAAUGAAUU